This is a messenger RNA of Protopolystoma xenopodis, 285 nucleotides long. Lineage: Eukaryota; Metazoa; Platyhelminthes; Monogenea; Polystomatidea; Polystomatidae. The record is from the annotation of a GenBank genome assembly.
AUGGCCCACUGCGAUAAUGUGCACCUUUUCAUGCGUCUGUCAGCCUGUCGUGAUAGCCAUUGCACCGCUAACACAAUCACUAUGACGCCCGAUUGGCCGGCCAGCAAAGGCCAAAGUCGGGACAUCAACCGCCUCUAUACCGCAGGUAUGUUCGGCCCUCCCUUCUCCUCCAAGCCAGCCUACAUCAGCCGAGUCAAUGAGCACACUGCCUCACCCCUGGUCGUUUGUGCCGAGCAGACGAGCGUAAGCGCCCACACUAUUGUUGCCAGGCCUUCACAUUCAUGA